CCCAACACAAACCACUCGACGGCGGCAGACGCAAACGCCGCGCGCGCACGCAUCUCCCAUCUCCACCCCCCCUCUCUCUCACUCUUCCCGGCGCCGCCCCGCGGAACAAAUCGCCACGGCCAUGCCGCACCACCGCCAUCAGGGCGUCGCGGCGCCCCCGGACGAGGCCCCGUCGCCGCGGCCCUCGGCCGCCGGCUGCUACGCGUUCCUCACCCGCUCCCACCGCGCGGCGGGGGGCUACCGCCGGCUCGACUCCGCGUCCGCGCGGGCGCUCGACGACGAGGCGGCGGCGGUGAGGGUGGAGGUCGGGACGACGAGGGAGCGGGCGAAGAGCGUGUUCCACGUCGACCCCGCCGUGCUGGAGGCCGGUCCGGUGCGGCGGCUGCUGGCGGCCGCGGGGAGGCGUGCCCCCGGUGGCGGGGUCGCGGUGGCCGUCGACGUCCUGCUGUUCGAGCACCUGCUCUGGCUGGCGACCAAGGCCGGCGCCGGCAGCGGCGAGGGGGUGGACGGUGAAGAUGACUCCGGGGCCGCUGACGACCUGUCGGAGAUCGUGGAAUUCUACUCGCAGGACGACGACGACCACCACCACCAUGGGUCCUGAAUUCCAAUGCUCAAGUUGGUCAAUAAUUUCUCUGAAUCCGAAUCACUUAGCUGUUGUCCUUCAUGCGUAAAACUAUCUGUAUACAGCACAAUAUAUAUUAUAUAAUACUACUCUUAGCUAUAACUAUAAGAUGGGUCGUAUAGCAAAUUAGCAGCAAUGAGGGGAAUAAGGUGCUAUGGUUGUCUGUAAUUUAUGACUAUGCUUAAGAGAAAUAUAGUUACUACUUACUACUUACAUUAAACACAUAUUACUGUAA
Messenger RNA from Panicum hallii, 857 nucleotides. RefSeq lists its product as uncharacterized. NCBI's taxonomy places the organism in Eukaryota, Viridiplantae, Streptophyta, Magnoliopsida, Poales, Poaceae. The transcript has a single exon. The record is from RefSeq and is a predicted model, not a curated record. The coding region runs from base 122 to 601 and encodes 159 amino acids.